This is a messenger RNA of Nicotiana tabacum (common tobacco), 1302 nucleotides long. NCBI's taxonomy places the organism in Eukaryota, Viridiplantae, Streptophyta, Magnoliopsida, Solanales, Solanaceae. The record is from RefSeq and is a predicted model, not a curated record.
AUGGGAUCAACCAGUUCCAAAUCAAAUUUAAAAAAGAGACUCUUAGAAGUCUUAGCUAAUAUUGAUACAGCAAGCCCAGUAGAAGUACAAGCCAUGCUAGAAGCAGCAUCAGCAUCCUCCUCAACAGAGAAUCAAGACAACGGAGACAUGGAAGACCCACAGGAUUCCAAUCAAGCUAGUACUAGUAAAAACAAUAAAGCCAUAGAGCUUCACAAUUUACAAAAUAGAUUAAGUACUACUGAAGCCGAAUAUAAUGCUUUAAAGGAAAAGGGAGAUUCCCCUGAAAAAUUAGCAAAAGCUUCUAAGAAAAUUUCUGAAACAGUUAGAUUCACUGGAAUGUUAAAAAACUGGUGGGACAAUUAUCUUUCCGAAGAAAAUAAAAAUCAAAUCCUAGGAGCUACUACGGUUGCAGCUGUAGUAAAAACCGAAUCAGGAAUGCAAGUUGCAGAACAAGAAGCUAGAGAAGAUGCUUCUGCAACUUUAAUUUAUUGUCUUGACUUAUGUACAGACUUAAAACUUAAAAAUCUUAUUAAAAAGGACAAACUCCAAUCUAAAACAGAGUUAGGUAGUUUCUGCCAAGACUUUGGUUUUAAAACAAUUGUUGCUCCAUCUAAAAGAGCAAAACAACACAAAACAUCUUCUGAAAAAUCCAAAAAACGCCAUGAGCGUAAAGAAAAGAAAGAAGGAACCCCUAAAAAGAAAAGGUUCAAAAGACGUUCUAAAAAAGAACAUGGUGAUAAACGUUGGUCAUGUGGAAAGAUAGGGCAUAGAGCUAAUGAAUGCCCAGUCACCAACAAGAAGAACAAAAAGGUUAACAGCUUAGAAAUUCAUGAAAAUACUAAAGAAACGUUAUUCGCUAUUCUUGAACAAAAUGAUAAAAACACAUUAUCGUCAUCAUCAGAUGAAAGCUAUUCUGACAGUGACGAUGAAGUAAUCAAUAUGGCAUAUAGCUCAUACAGUAGCAGUAGUUCUAAAGAAGACAACAAUGAAAUAAAAGCGGUUAAGCUUAGACUUGACAAAAUAGAAAUGGAAAAUCUUACAAAAGAAAUAUUACAAGCAGCCAAUAAGAAAGAAACAAUUGGUGAAUAUUUCUCAGAAGAUGAUAAAUAUGAUGACGAUUCAGUUAAUGGUACAGUUGUGGCCAAAAUUACAAAAGCAAAAGCCCAAAGCUACCAUAUUCCCAUUACCUUAAAGGUAAAAGAUAUUACACUAAAUAAAUUAGCUUUACUAGACUCAGGUGCAGAUAGAAACUGCAUAAUGGAAGAAAUAAUACGUGAUGCACGGAUAACUCACGUGCUAUAA